GUAAGACGCGCGAAGUUAGUAAGAAGACGUCAUUGAAUUUAGCUAACCUUUUGCUAAGUGGAAAAUGUUGUGAUAAAUUGUAAAUUUUUUAAAUUGUGUAAAAAUGACAAAAUGUUGUGUUGUGCAAGGAUGCAAAAGCGGUCAUUCAGAUGAUGAGCGGAAACGCAAAGCUAAAGGUUUACGGAAAAGAACACUCUUUCAAGUUCCAAAAUGUCAUAUUCGACGUCAACUGUGGGUAAAUGCUCUUCAACAAGAACUUAAAGACAGUGAUCGUGUCUGUGAACUUCAUUUUUUGGAUGAAUAUAUCGUAAAGGGCAAAUCAGUUUUGAUCAAUGGGGAGUCUAUUUUCAUAGAAAAUGAAAGGUGGCAUUUAACUGAUAACGCGAUUCCUCUUAGAGAAGAAAAAUGUCAAAAUCAGCAAUCGAUGAAUUGCAAUCAGUCUACUGAAGAAGAACAAUCGUGUUCGCUAUCAGAACAACAAAUUUUUGAUCAACAAUUUAUUCAAGAAGAGCAAAUUCUUCUAGUUGACACUGAAAAUUUACAGCCAACAGGACUACUAUUGGAGCAGUCUGUUGAGCCAUCAGUUUCCCAAAUGGAAUGCGAUGAGAUUAUACCAAAUGAAGUGUUGCUAGAGCAAACUGCAUCAUCUUUAUCUGCAGUUUCAUUAGCUUUACCAAAUGAAUUGUCACUAGAGCAAGUAGUAUCAUCGUUUUCGGCAGUUCUACCAGAACGUUGGUGUUACUAUGUACAAUCAUCGGAUAUGAUUUUGAUUCAUCUCGAUGUAGGUAGCUUGUUGGAAAAAUUAAGAUUACGAGUAACAGCUGAUCUUUCUGUUACGCUUGUAAUGCCACAUCGAUCAGAAAUAAUUCUCACUGAUCGUGUAUCAUCUAUGGAAGAAUUGUACGCAUCUAUGCGUAAAGCAGAAUCACUCACAAUUUGUUGCGGAACAUUAUUUGAUGAAAAUAGAUUUGCCACCCAGUGUAGUGGAAUCAUCACACCGAAUGAAAAUUAUCAGCGUCAGCAAUUAAAUCCUCGCUGUCGAGCGUGCCGCAUACUUCGCCAAAGAAUACAAGCAAACAUGAGAUAUAAACGCGAUUCGACACUUGCUUUUCGUAUUAAACGAAAAAAGGAAAUUUACCGACAACGAUGUCAUCGACUUAUUAAGAAGCAAGAGAUAUUGCAGCAAAAAUUAAUGACAGCCAAAAAACGGUGUAGUGAACGUUCUGAAAAAAUUUUAAAAGAGCAACUGACGCAAUUGCCAGAGUUGCAACAGCUUGCUGUUUGGAGUUGUUUUGAAGCUGCUAAACAUAAAAAGGUCAAAGGCCGAAGAUACGAUUUAGAAUGGAUCUAUGAAUGUUUGUCAAUCAGGAUGAAGGGCAGGAAUAUUUAUAAUUUUAUUCGGGAACGUAAUAUUUUACCUCUUCCACACAUCGAGACUCUUAAUAGAUAUAUUCAAAAAAUUAGUUCUUCGGCUUAUGGAUUUCAACCAGCAUUAUUUGACUGCAUGAAACAAAAAGCACAAGGAAUGACACUAUCAGAAAGAAGAGGGACUCUUAUUAUUGAUGAAAUAAAAUUAAGUGAAGCAAUAAAUUUUGAUAUCCAAAAAAUGGAAUUCUCUGGUUUUGUUAAUCUCGGACAAUACACUUCAGAACGUGAAAAAAAUGUUCCAGGGGAUCAUGCAUUAGUUUUUAUGUAUGUUCCUUUUCGUGGACGAUGGUUGCAAGCAGUAGCGGCUUUCAUCUCUAAAAAUUGUGCUACCAGUGCUGUUCUGCAUACAUUAAUUAUUGAGUGUAUAAUUUCAUUAGAAAGUGCUAAUUUCUUUGUGGAUGUCAUUACAAGUGACGGUGCCCAAAGUAAUCGUGGAGUGUGGACCAAGUUUGAUAUUUCAGAGUCCAUAAUAUCUUGUCAGCAUCCUUGUGAUACAAAUAGAUAAUUAUUCAUGAUAUCGGACUUUUCUCAUCUAAUUAAAUGUUUGCGAAACAGUAUUAAAUUGACUAUUAAAAUCUCUAAAUUAAUAACAUAUUAUUUAAUAUUGUAAAAUAAAAAAAUUAUUGUA
Molecule: messenger RNA, 2056 nt
Organism: Chelonus insularis
Lineage: Eukaryota; Metazoa; Arthropoda; Insecta; Hymenoptera; Braconidae
Exons: 7
Coding region: 104-1933 (609 amino acids)
Source: RefSeq, a predicted model, not a curated record